Molecule: messenger RNA, 1919 nt
Organism: Zerene cesonia (dogface butterfly)
Lineage: Eukaryota; Metazoa; Arthropoda; Insecta; Lepidoptera; Pieridae
Product: calmodulin
Exons: 4
Coding region: 268-717 (149 amino acids)
Molecular function (GO): enzyme regulator activity; calcium ion binding
Source: RefSeq, a predicted model, not a curated record
UCCCGAGACAUGGACUUGCAUGUACAAAACGCAACGAUACGAAAAGUUGUCGUGAACGAAUAAGAAUCGGUACCGGUCAUGACAGUGCGGCGAUUCGAUUGAACGAUUACGAACGAUUCGCGCGGCGCACGGUCGCGAGUUUCCCGGCGCGGCCGCUCGCGCGACUGAGGGCGGCAGUAUUCGUUCAACCGUCGGUCUGUGUGGUCGCUUUGCGGCGUAGUCUGUGAUUUUUUUAGUGUAGCUCCUGAUAAUCCAAGUUAAUCGACUAUGGCGGAUCAACUAACAGAAGAACAAAUCGCCGAAUUCAAGGAGGCGUUCUCACUGUUCGACAAGGAUGGCGACGGCACCAUUACCACCAAAGAGCUGGGCACCGUGAUGCGGUCGUUAGGACAGAACCCCACGGAGGCGGAACUACAGGACAUGAUCAAUGAGGUCGACGCGGACGGUAACGGCACGAUAGACUUCCCCGAGUUCCUGACCAUGAUGGCCAGGAAGAUGAAGGACACGGACAGCGAGGAGGAGAUCCGCGAGGCGUUCCGCGUGUUCGACAAGGACGGCAACGGUUUCAUAUCGGCCGCCGAGCUGCGCCACGUGAUGACGAACCUCGGCGAGAAGCUCACCGACGAGGAGGUGGACGAGAUGAUACGCGAGGCCGACAUCGACGGCGACGGACAGGUCAAUUAUGAAGAAUUCGUCACCAUGAUGACGUCGAAGUGAGCCGCCGGCUAGUGUGUGUGUAAAAGAAUUUAAAUAUACAUUUUGUUUCAUGACACACAAUAUUACCAUCGUAUUGGACCUGCAUUUCUCUAGUGUUUGCGAUAAAUUAAAUAUUGUCAUCGUUUCAGUUUAAUGGUAUAAUUGUAUAGCGGCGAGGGCCCCGCCACUCGUCCUUAGACUUAAAGUAUUCCGUUAAUGUAACUAUUGUAAGGAUCGCUGCGAGCGGCGUGUGUGUGUGCGUGCUCGGUGUUGCGUCGCGCCUAGUGUAUGCGGUGCUAGCGUCCGCACCUUUCCGAUACAUUUUAAUGUAAUUUUUUUUCAAGUAUGAGAUAUUUAUAAAGUACGUGAGAUAAAAAAUUUGAAAAAAUCCCAAAAAAAUGUACCGUGCGGGCGCGGGGCGGCGGAUUUUCGGAAUUCUCAACCAAUACUUGCGACGUCUCCUGCUCGCCUUCGGCUAUAACGUUUUUUCAUUUUUCUAUUUAUUCAUUGUGUUAAGUUGAACUGUUUCUUAUAUCGUGUAACUUGUUAUAAAUUAUGAUUAGCUGUUUAGUUAGACAUGUAAUGUAUCUAAUACACGUGUCACUCUCUGUACCCCGCGGCGAUGGCGUCGAUGGCGUCGAUGGCGUCGACGGCGUCGACGACUACAAUACUAGUUUCACUAUUCAUUUCACACAUUAAACUUAAUGUAACGUAAACAUUGUAUUUUAAUCUUGCAUAAUUUAAUACUAUUAUUCUUAGAAUAUGACAUUAUUGUGAUUAUUUAAUUUAAUUAUCUAUGUAACUUAUCUGAUGUAAUUUUUAAAUUAGCGAUGAAUAAAUAGUGGAACUAGAAUAAGUGUUUUAAUCCCAUGUACUUUAAUGAAAUUAAAAUAAUAUAAUCUAUUGUUUUUUUUUUAUGUUGGUUUGAUUUAUUUGGAGUUUGGUUAGCGAUGUGUGAGAAUCCGGCCGAGUGGGGCCGCCCCCGCGCUUCGCAUUCAACGUUUAAAUCUAACUCUGUACGAAUAAAUUAGAUUUAUCGAUACUACAUUUAAUUGUAUCUGUAAAUGACUUGAUAAAUAUUAUAUUUCUAUUGUUGGUGAAGUAAUUCUAUCGACUGUGAGCAACUCAGCUGUUAUUGAAUUACCACAUUUGAUUCAUUCUGUUAUUAAAUUUUACAAAAGACAUACUGAAAAUAAAUGUUUCUUCAUUUUUAGGUCAAUAAG